Messenger RNA from Pogona vitticeps (central bearded dragon), 2775 nucleotides. The record is from RefSeq and is a predicted model, not a curated record. Lineage: Eukaryota; Metazoa; Chordata; Lepidosauria; Squamata; Agamidae.
GUAGGUGGGCGGAGGGAUCGGAAGGUUUACGUGCUACCGUGUGGCCGUGCCGUACCUUGUGUCCUUCCACGUGCGCUGCCGCCGCCGCCGCUAAAAAGGGGGAGAAAGGAGGGGAAAAAGAGUCCCCUCUCGCCUUUUGGACGGGCCUGAACGAACAGGUCGCUCACUAUGGUCAACGAGUCCUAUGGGGCCCCCCUUGCGGCAGUCAGCGAGGGCCUCGCCAGUGCCCGGCCGGAUGGCCUCGGCGUGGGGGGCGGCGGCAGCAGCAGCAGCGGGGGCGAGAGCUCAAAGGACAGUUCCCGGUGCUCCACCCCAAGCCUCCUCGACGCCGAGCGGCAGGACCGCCUGUGGGAGAAGAUGCGGCGCCGGCAGGAGGCGGGCGACAAGUGGUUCUCCUUGGAGUUCUUCCCCCCGCGGACGGCCAACGGGGCCGUCAACCUCAUCUCCAGGUUCGACCGCAUGGGGGUGGGUGGACCCCUUUUCAUCGACGUCACCUGGCACCCCGCCGGAGACCCAGGCUCCAAUAAGGAGACCUCGUCCUUGACCAUCGCCAGCACGGCGCUCAACUACUGCGGCUUGGAGACCGUCCUCCAUAUGACCUGCUGUAACCAGACUCGGGAGACCAUCACGGCCCACCUGCAGAAAGCCAAGCGCUUGGGGCUGAAGAACAUCAUGGCGCUGCGGGGAGACCCCGUGGGGGAAGAGUGGCAGGAGGAAGUGGGCGGCUUCAACCACGCCGUGGACUUGGUGAAGCACAUCCGUCGGGAGUUUGAGGAUUACUUUGACAUCUGCGUGGCGGGCUACCCGAAGGGCCACCCCGAGGCAGAGAGCUACGCGGAUGACCUGCGGCACUUGAAGGAAAAGGUCUCUGCAGGAGCCGACUUUGUCAUCACGCAGCUGUUCUUCCGAUCGGAGACGUUCCUCCAAUUUUUGCGGGACUGCCAGGCUGUCGGCAUCACCUGCCCAGUCGUGCCAGGGAUAUUUCCCAUCCAGGGGUACCAUUCCCUCCGGCAGCUGGUGAAACUCUCCAAGCUGGAGGUGCCUCAGGAGAUCAAGGACGUCAUUGAGCCCAUCAAGGACAACGACGCGGCCAUCCGGAAUUAUGGCAUCGAGCUGGCGGUCACCAUGUGCCGGGAGCUGCUGGACAGCGGCCUGGUCCAUGGCCUCCAUUUCUACACCCUGAACCGGGAAGUGGCCACCGUGGAGGUGCUCAAGCGCCUGGGACUCUGGAAAGAGGACCCCAGGCGUCCUUUGCCUUGGGCGGUCAGCGCUCACCCGAAACGGCGCGUCGAGGACGUCCGGCCCAUUUUCUGGGCCUCCCGGCCGAAGAGUUACAUCUACCGAACCCAAGAAUGGGACGAAUUUCCCAACGGGCGCUGGGGUAACUCAUCUUCUCCGGCCUUUGGGGAGCUGAAGGAUUACUACCUCUUCUACUUAAAGAGCAAAUCCCCCCGGGAUGAGCUCUUGAAGAUGUGGGGCCAUGAGCUGACCAACGAGGAGAGCGUCUUCGAGGUGUUCCGGUGCUACAUUGCCGGUGAGCCCAACAAGGACGGGCACAAGGUGACCUGCCUGCCUUGGAACGACGACCCCCUGGCCCCAGAGACCAACCUCAUGAAGGAGGAACUGGCCAAGGUCAACCUGCGGGGGAUCUUGACCAUCAACUCCCAACCCAACGUCAACGGCAAACACUCCACCGACCCCAUCGUGGGCUGGGGCCCCGAAGGUGGCUACGUCUUCCAGAAGGCUUACCUGGAAUUCUUCACCUCCAGCGAGACCGUCCGGGCCCUCCAGACCGUUCUCAAGAGAUACGGCCAGCGGGUGAACUACCACAUCGUCAAUGUCAAGGGGGAAAACAUCACCAACGCUCAUGGCAUGCAGCCCAACGCCGUGACAUGGGGGAUCUUCCCCGGCCGGGAGAUCAUUCAGCCGACAGUUGUGGAUCCAGUGAGCUUCAUGUCCUGGAAGGAUGAGGCGUUCGCCCUGUGGAUCGAGCAGUGGGCCAAGCUGUACGAGGAGGAGUCCCCCUCCCGCAUGAUCAUCCAGUACAUCCACGACAACUACUACUUGGUCAACCUGGUGGACAACGAUUUCCCCCUCGACAGCUGCCUCUGGCGGGUCCUGGAAGACACCUUUGAGCUGCUGAACGGUCCUGCGGAGGAGUGAACCCAGCGCUUCCCCCCCCACACCUGCCCGUCUGCCCCUUUUCGGGUUUUGGUCCGAACCACGCUCCACCUUGGGGCUCCAGGAUGGAAGGGCAGUGGCCCAAACACUCCUCUGGGGAGGGGGUGCGUUGAGCUGCAUUCCCCCCCCUGCCCGUUCAUAAAGGUGCUGUCCCUUUCAAUCUAAAAGUAUAACUAGAUCCCAAACCCGGAUUUUGGUCCGAACGAGCCUUCCCUUGCAUGGAGACAGAUGGCAGCUAGAAACCCAGACAGCCUUUCCCUCUUGACCCUCAACCCCUUUUCCCAGGUUGCACUUUAAAAACUUACUAUUUUGUUAACUUCAGUGCAAUGUCAGUUGCUUAGCUGUUAACGGGAUGAGCAGCUUUCUAAUCUCUAGGUCAGAAAUGGGCUUUCCACCUUGGGAGACCACCAGGAGAACCUUGUGUUCGACCGUGGCAAAACUACCCUCCGUGGGGCAGUCGGGAAGGUGGGGGUGGACUCAGUUGAUCUGUUGACUUAGGUAUUUAUUUUUAUUUUUAAAAACACAGCAUCGUGGGAUUUACGUAUCCCUCCUCUCGGUUUCCUUCUGUUGGGAAAGACUUUGGAUUUUUAAAGG